Messenger RNA from Astrephomene gubernaculifera, 1186 nucleotides. NCBI's taxonomy places the organism in Eukaryota, Viridiplantae, Chlorophyta, Chlorophyceae, Chlamydomonadales, Astrephomenaceae. The record is from the annotation of a GenBank genome assembly.
AAGAAAAGGUAUUCCUAUAUAAGCGUUGAAGUGUGUCUGCAUACCGGUACUGUUUCAGCAAAUCACAUACGACCAGAUUUAACCCAAAACGCCAUCGCUCGCCCAAAGAGGUUUUUAUUACAUCAACAGUUACGUGGUGGUUAGGAUGUGAUGGACCUACCUGUUUCCUAACUCCGGUGUCCUUCACCAAAAUGGCACACUUUGGGGAUGUGCGACGCGAGGCGUUUGGCCGCGUGCAAAGCGCACAGUACUACGCAAGCAACUUGGCGGGUUUGACCGCUGUAGAAAGACACAAGAAGCUCGUUAACGACUACCUGACAUACUAUGCACGACCUGGGGAUGCCGCGACGGCCAGCGCGCAGCCAGCUUCCAUACGUACGGACGCAGAUGCGUUGAUGCAACAUCAUCGGUUCAUUCGCAGCGAUGCUGACGACACCGACGGGAGUUGGGAAGCGCGGUUGGCUAAGCGCUACUAUGACCGCCUUUUCAAGGAGUACGCCAUCGUUGACCUGACGUACUACAAGCAGAGCAAGCUGGGCAUGCGUUGGCGCACUCAGAAGGAGGUGAUGGCGGGCAAGGGGCAAUUCGUGUGCGGAGCCAGGGGGUGCGACGCCACGGACGGCCUCUGCAGCUACGAGGUGAACUUCGCCUACCAGGAGGCUGGCGAGCGCAAGCAGGCCCUCGUGAAGCUGCGCGUGUGCCCCGCCUGCGCCUUCAAACUCAACUACCGCAAGGAAAAGCAGCUGCGGAAGGCCAGCGAGGCAGCCGCUGCACGCAAGCGACGGCGCGAGGAAGAGGAGGAGGUGGCAGCACUGCCGCGCGACCCGCUUGUACGGCAGGCGCUGGAUUACGUAAGCCGCUACGCGCAAGGAGGAGGCGUGGGUGCUGUGCGUGAGGAUGAGCGUGGGGCAAGCGCGUCGGGGGGCCUUGGGGAUGCAGAGGUGCAGCGGGCUGCAGGCGAUGUGGCGCCGCCUCCGCUAGCGGUGGGUAGCACAGCAGCAGCAGCAGCAGCGGCGGGUGGGGUUACAGGCGCAGGGGCAGGAGGGACGGGGAAGCAGGCCGAGGGGGCGGCAGGCGCGGCGGCGAACAUGGUUACGCUGCCUGCGGAUGCGAGCGUGUGGGAGUCCAAGCCGGUGCAGGAGGCUGCGAGUGCGGAGGAGGAGAUGGAUGCAUACCUGGAGGGACU